AUUUUAUUAAUGGAUUUAGCGGUGCAUAGAUUUCUUGAUCUAACAAUCGGUAAUAUUUUUGGAAAAGAUAUUACUUGCAGAGAGUGCCCCGAACCUUGUGAUUAUUAUCAACCUGGCGUUUUAGUUGUAAUUGGAAGAACAGCAAUUAAUUUAUUUAAAAAAUUUUUACUACCUGGAGGAUUAUGCGGAGCAGUUCCAAUAAUUAGGCCAGAACCUACGCCUCCGGAUGCACCCGUACAUUGCAGCAACGACGGAUCUGUACCGAGAAUAAUUAGGCCGUCGGAAUUACCGAUUUAUGUUCAUCAUGAGCAAAAAAAAAUUGAACCUGAGAUACGUGAUCCAAAUAGUAUUCGAUCGCAAAUAGAAGACGGAUUUGGGACAAUAAGAAAAACAUUUUCCGGUGUUUCGGAUCAGUAUCAGAUGGUCCAUGAUAAAAUUAGCCAUUUUUACAACACAGGUCUUGCUCAUAGCAAAGGAUCAAUUGAUUACUUGCACCAAGAAGAAAAUAUUCUCCCCCGGAUCGGUACAAUCUUAGGCGGAGGACUAGUUGGAUUUUUAUUCGGUAUCCGCGGAGGAAGAUUCAAGCGUUUUAUUUACAUGUCAACUGGUGCUGGAUCAAUGGCUGCUAUUUGCUACCCGGAUUUAGCAAAAGACACUUUAAAUUCUAGCAAACAUUACAUCAACAUUGGCUAUAAUUUUAUUUACGGCGUAAAACCAGGAGACGCGAACCAAAAAGAAAUAAAGUGGCCGGAAUUACCGAGUAUUAAAUUACCGGAUAAUUUCAAUGACUUCCUGGUGUUGGUUAAAGACACCGGGUGUAGCGUUGUCACUUCUAUCGGUUCAUUAACUGGAGAUUUAAUUAAAUCCGAUGAACCGAGUCAAAAAGAGAACAAACCUGUGGAAGCAACAAAAGAAGCAAAAAAUAAAUAG
Molecule: messenger RNA, 930 nt
Organism: Cotesia congregata
Lineage: Eukaryota; Metazoa; Arthropoda; Insecta; Hymenoptera; Braconidae
Source: the annotation of a GenBank genome assembly